Molecule: messenger RNA, 4414 nt
Organism: Xenopus tropicalis (tropical clawed frog)
Lineage: Eukaryota; Metazoa; Chordata; Amphibia; Anura; Pipidae
Gene: casr
Product: calcium-sensing receptor
Exons: 7
Coding region: 962-4087 (1041 amino acids)
Biological process (GO): positive regulation of intracellular signal transduction; intracellular calcium ion homeostasis; adenylate cyclase-inhibiting G protein-coupled receptor signaling pathway
Cellular component (GO): membrane; plasma membrane
Molecular function (GO): G protein-coupled receptor activity
Source: RefSeq, a predicted model, not a curated record
CUGGCCACACAGGGGCAGUAGAACUCCCAGCAUAUGGCGGACCCUGCAGGGAACUGGUAAUCACUCGCUGGAUUCAGGUAGAGCGCCGGGAUCUCCGUCAGAAACGUAGCUACGGACUUGGGGUUCAGGGGGAGCAGUCUGGGCACACGAUCCGGUUGGUCGGCCAGGGAUAGUCAGUGGGGAGUUCCAUAUAUAUCGGCUGUGGGGCACCGGGUGGGUAUUGGGGUAUCAGGGAAUAGUAAGGGGGGGCCCUAGGGGUCUGUACGAGGGAGCUGCAUGUGGGUGCACUUACUGUUGGGGCAACACAAUAGGGGAGAGGGGUAACUGCUGGGUGUUGGGGCUAUAGAAUAAAGAAGGGGGGAAAGUUGCGCUGAGGGUGCGGGUACAGAAUAGGGAGUGGAGACACUUUGCGCAAUAGGCGCUGAGGGUACAUGGGGGUAUUAGCUGCGCCCCCAGUUCAUCCAUUGCCUGUGAGCUCUGAGCGGUGUGCGAGUCGCAGGGGGGGGGGCAGGGGCGCUAGGGGGGUAGGACUGAGCGGGCACAACUCACUGCUGGGGGGCUGACUCAGUGGCAUCUCCUUCACUCCCGGGGUAAAAGUAAGGAUUUCGGGGCACUGCCCCCCAACUCUGCGCCUCAGCCAGUGGGAUGGAUCCGGCGGGGUGUCCCUGAUCUGACCUCCAGCCCCUCCGGAUCGUUCUGUGCCUCCAACUCGGUCCGGCUGCCUGAAUUCCCCUCCGCCCGACUCCAGCACAAUGAGUUCUACCUGAGACAGUCGGCAAUGGAGAAGGGCACCCAGAAAAAUCCCCCGAUACACGGGCUCCCACCCAUCUAUUCCCUAAGCGGUAGCCAUGUUUGCUGUACUUCUUAGUAGGAGCACCCAGCCCCCGCUGAGCUCUGCACCCCAACCUGACGCCCCGUACCCCUUCCAUCCUUGUGGACUCUCACCCCUCACCGGAGCAGCAUGAAUCCUCUUACCGGCUUGGUGCCCCCGCUCCUCUUCCUCCUCUGCCUCGUUCCCCAUGGCUCCGCCUAUGGGCCGGACAAGAGAGCUCAGAAGAAGGGAGACAUCAUCCUGGGCGGGCUUUUCCCCAUACAUUUUGGGGUGGCUUCCAAGGACGAGGACCUGGAAUCAAGGCCGGAAUCACUUGAGUGCGUCAGAUACAAUUUCCGCGGCUUCCGCUGGUUACAGGCAAUGAUCUUUGCCAUCGAGGAAAUCAACAGCUCCCCUACGCUGCUCCCCAACAUCACUCUGGGGUACAGAAUCUUCGACACAUGUAACACCGUCUCCAAGGCCCUGGAGGCCACGCUCAGCUUCGUCGCUCAGAACAAAAUCGACUCCCUCAAUCUGGACGAGUUCUGUAAUUGUUCCGAGCAUAUGCCCUCCACUAUCGCUGUGGUAGGGGCCACCGGCUCUGGCGUCUCCACUGCUGUAGCCAAUCUGCUCGGACUCUUCCAUAUUCCUCAGGUCAGUUACGCCUCGUCAAGCCGGCUCCUAAGCAACAAGAACCAGUACAAGUCGUUCCUGCGCACUAUGCCGAAUGACGAGCACCAAGCCACCGGCAUGGCGGAUAUCAUCGAGUACUUCCAGUGGAACUGGGUCGGGACCAUCGCGGCCGACGAUGACUACGGGCGCCCGGGGAUUGAGAAGUUCCGCGAGGAGGCGGAGGAAAGGGAGAUCUGCUUUGAUUUCAGUGAGCUCAUCUCUCAGUACAUGGAGGAAGAGGAGAUAGACAGGGUGGCCUCAGUGAUCCAAAACUCCACCGCCAGGGUCAUCGUGGUCUUCUCCAGUGGGCCGGACCUGGAGCCGCUCAUCAAGGAGAUCGUCAAGCGGAACAUUACCGGCCGUAUCUGGUUGGCCAGCGAGGCCUGGGCCAGCUCUUCGCUCAUAGCCCUGCCCAACUUCUUCGACGUGAUGGGGGGAACCAUCGGCUUUGCCCUGAGAGCCGGGCAGAUUCCAGGCUUCCGCGAAUAUCUCCGCAACGUCAAUGUCAAAAUGUCCAACGUCAACGGCUUCCUCAAGGAAUUCUGGGAAGAGACCUUUAAUUGCCACCUUCCGUCCAAAAGCCUUUCUUCCCCUUCUUCUUUCAUGGGGAGCCCCGAGGAUCCCAACAGAUGGGGCAACAGUUCUUCUUUCCGGCUUCCGUGCAGCGGGAAGGAAAACAUCUCGAGCGUGGAGACCCCGUAUCUGGACUUCACCCAUUUACGGAUAUCGUACAACGUGUACCUCGCCGUCUAUUCCAUCGCUUACGCGCUGCAAGAUAUUUACUCCUGCACCCCCGGGAAGGGGCUGUUUGCCAACAACUCCUGCGCCGACAUCAAGAAAGUGGAAGCCUGGCAGCUGCUGAAACACUUGCGGCACCUCAACUUCACCAACAAUAUGGGGGAGCAGGUGGACUUCAAUGACUCCGGGGACCUGGUGGGAAACUACUCGAUCAUCAACUGGCACCUCUCCCAGGAGGACGACUCCAUUGUGUUCGAGGAGGUCGGGUACUAUAACGUCUAUGCCAAGGUGGGCGAGCGCCUCUUCAUCAACGAGAGCAAAAUCCUGUGGAACGGCUUCUCCCGAGAGGUCCCCUUCUCCAACUGCAGCCAAAUCUGCCAGGAAGGGACCCGGAAGGGAAUCAUCGAGGGGAAACCCACCUGCUGCUUCGAAUGCGUUGACUGCCCCGAUGGGGAAUACAGCGACGAGACAGAUGCCAGCGCCUGUGAGAAGUGCGCCAAGGACUACUGGUCCAACGACAACCACACCUCCUGCAUCGCCAAGCAGAUCGAGUUCCUGUCUUGGACGGAGCCCUUCGGCAUCGCCCUGACCAUGUUCGCCAUCUUGGGGAUCUGCCUGACGUCCUUUGUCCUUGGCGUCUUCAUCAAGUUCCGCAACACCCCCAUCGUCAAGGCCACCAACCGGGAACUGUCCUACCUCCUCCUGUUCUCCCUGAUCUGCUGCUUCUCCAGCUCGCUGAUUUUCCUCGGGGAGCCCCAGGACUGGACGUGUCGGCUGCGGCAGCCGGCGUUCGGCAUCAGCUUCGUGCUGUGCAUCUCCUGCAUCCUGGUGAAGACCAACCGCAUCCUGCUGGUGUUUGAAGCCAAAAUCCCCACCAGUUUCCAGAGGAAGUGGUGGGGCCUGAACCUGCAGUUCCUUUUGGUGUUCCUUUGCACCUUCGUGCAGAUCGUGACCUGCAUUAUCUGGCUGUACACGGCGCCGCCCUGGAGCUACAGAAACCAGGACCUGGAGGACGAGAUCAUUUUCAUUACGUGCAACGAAGGUUCCUUGAUGGCCCUGGGCUUUCUCAUUGGCUACACGUGCCUCCUGGCUGCCAUCUGCUUCUUCUUUGCCUUCAAGGCCCGGAAGCUUCCGGAGAACUUCAACGAGGCCAAGUUCAUCACGUUCAGCAUGCUCAUAUUCUUCAUCGUCUGGAUUUCCUUCAUCCCCGCUUACGCCUCCACCUACGGCAAAUUUGUCUCCGCGGUCGAAGUCAUCGCCAUCUUGGCCUCCAGCUUCGGCCUCCUGGCCUGUAUUUUCUUCAACAAGGUCUAUAUCAUCCUCUUCAAACCGUCCAGGAACACCAUAGAAGAAGUGCGCUGCAGCACCGUAGCCCACGCUUUCAAGGUGGCGGCCAGGGCGACCCUGAGGCGCAGCAACGUCUCGCACAAGAGGUCCAACAGCCUCGGGGGGUCCACCGGUUCCACGCCGUCCUCUUCCAUCAGCAGCAAGAGCAACCACGACGAGCAUUUCUCCAUAGGGGACAAGAACCGGGCCUGCAAGCAGAAAGUCAGCUUCGGCAGCGGCACCGUCACCCUGUCGCUGAGCUUCGACGAAACCCAAAGGAACGCCGUGUCCAACAGAACCACCAGGGCCAAGAACUCGCUGGAAGGCAAGAACAGCGACGACAGUCUGAUGCGGCACCGCGCUCUCCUCCCCCUGCAGAACAGCGACGCCGGCAGCGAGUCCAGUUUCAGAACCGCCUCCAACAUCGACGAGGCCGGAUCCCUAGAAUCGGUCAAACCCGAGAGCGCAGAUCUGCCCCAGAUGGGGAACUCCAAGAGCGUCACCGACGGAACCAUCACAGAGAAUGCGGUGAACUCCUAAUACUUGCACUUACACGGAGCGGUGGCUCUGCAGAACCCGCUAGGAGAUAUGAACUCUGUUAAACUUGUCUCUUGGGGCCCCGGCUCCACCGAGAAGCAAAGACAGUUCCUUCGAGACAUACGUCGGGCGUAGCCCCCCCAAAUCUUACUGCCUUGUAAAUGUUUAUUCAUAUCAGUGUGGGAAAUAGGGUUCAUUCCAAAGUGGGGGUGCACGGAAUCCAGGAUUCGCCCGAAUCCAUUCCUCUGGCCUAACCGAAUCCGAAUGAUUAAAGGGGAAGUAAACCCUGCGGCUCAACCAAACGUUACUCAGCUGUUGCAGGACUACAAA